AUGGAAAAUGUGACAAUUGUUGAGGAAAAUGAUGAAAUUGUUGAAUACGCGAGUUUUCUGCGUGAUCUCGAUGAACUCCAUGAAGAAUUGUUUAUUCAAAGAAAAUACGAUAAAACAUUGGCUCCAAUCUACACAAAGCAACAGAAUUUAAGCUACGUUCGUCGCUUUAAUGUCGAUAUUCGAUUAAAUUUCGCAAAAGUUAUCGCAAUUGCAGAAGACACCGAAAAACUUGGCGUGCUUCUCGAGAUUAUUUAUGUCUGGGAAGAUCCUCGGCUCAUCUGGGAUCCAUCAAAGUUCAAUGGAAUCAAUAAAAUUUAUGCAAAUUACAAAGAUUUAUGGAUUGUUGAAAACUCGAUGUCGGAAACCGCGAUGAUUGUCGAUUUCGUGGCCGAUCACCGAAAACCGGUGAAAGUCUUCGCAAAUGGGACCGUUUCGUUUUUGCAUAAAUUUUAUGCGGAAAUCAUUUGCAAACUAGAGCUCGGUCAUUUCCCAUUCGACAGUCAGGAUUGUCCGAUCAUUUUAACGGCAAUGUCUUACGAUUACGAUGAGGUGACGAUGACGGUCGAUGUGACGCCAAUCGAGUUGAAAUACGCUAGCUCGGGUCAAUGGGACGUUCAAAAGAUUUAUGGAUCCAUGGAUUACUAUAACUAUUCGAGUACAAGCUUCGAACAGUCGACUUUCCAUAUCUACAUGAAGCGGCAACCGUUAUUCUACAUCCACGUCAUCGUUGUCCCAUCUUUAAUCAUCACCGUACUCUCGGUUGGCGGCAUUUUCUGGACCUCAGGCCAAGAGUAUCAGAAUUCGAAGAUGGACAAGCUAGGCAUCGGUUUAACCUCGUUGAUGUCGAUGACGGUCUUGCUCGGCAUCGUCGCCUCAGAGAUCCCGAAAACGAACAGCUUUCCAUUAUUGGGCACUUACAUGGUCGUUUCCCUCUUCGACAUCGGAUUGGCUUGUGUUGUUUUAAUGCUAAUGCCUGCUUCGAAAGAAAUCGCCGACAAUAAGAAAAAGAUUCGAUUUAGAGAUAAAAUUUGCGCUUUUAUUUUCAAUCGCACUUUUGCUCUUCAUCUCCUCUUCCAAACGGUCAACUUUCUGAAUUUUGGCGUUUUCAUGUCGUUUUGGAAA
Mesorhabditis belari is the source of this 1122-nucleotide messenger RNA. Lineage: Eukaryota; Metazoa; Nematoda; Chromadorea; Rhabditida; Rhabditidae. The record is from the annotation of a GenBank genome assembly.